AGCUCCAUUCACAGUACACAAAUCAAACCUAGCAUUCCUCACCCUUCUUCUCCGUCAACGACUCAACGGGCAACUUCUUCUUCUUCUUUCCUAACCCACAGCGCCACCGCCGGCCACCUUCACCGCCGCAGCUACCUUCUCCUUCUUCUCCUCUUUUUUAAACACUGAACCAGUAAAAACACAACCCCUAUCUCUCUCGUUCUUUCUCGUUCGCAGAACAAAGCAAGCUCAAGCUCCACCACCACCGCCCCCUCAAGCUCGCAUAUCUUCUCAACGCUACAACCAUCAUCUCCUCCAGUCAAUGCGGCGGCUAUCUUCGCACAAGCCCUAGCUUUUCAAAUCCAUUCCUAUAUCUUCUCCUUCCUUUACUUCCCUCUCUUCAAGUUUCAAAGGCAACGCGAACGCAACCAUGGAAAAUGCAGCUUCCGGAAUGGCGGUCCAUGAUGACUGUAAGUUGUGGUUUUUGGAGCUCAAGACAAAAAGGACUCACAGGUUCAUAGUUUUCAAGAUUGAGGAGAAUCAAAAGCAAGUCAUUGUGGAGAAGCUUGGUGAGCCAGCUCAAGGCUACAAAGAUUUCGCUGCUUGCCUCCCUCCUAAUGAGUGCCGCUAUGCUAUAUAUGAUUUCGAGUUCUUGACCGAAGUUUUGUACAGGAAUAUGAUCCCUAGUAACUUUACUAUGAAUACAUCUAAUGUGAUGGCUAGUUUGUCCACAGAUCUGCUGGGAUCAGCAUCAAAGACAGAAAACACCAAUUUUCUUGAAUCCGCUUUCUUUUCAGGCCUUCCUGUUUAUUAUCUACAAAAGCAAUGCACAGAGAACUCUACAUUUUCCUUUCCACUCCAGAUAGAAUCCUAUAGUAUACAGCAAGGUGACUUCAUUUACAAUGUUUCGUCUUUCUCUCCCACUAAGCAUUUCAUAAUUCACUCAAGGAAGGGAUUGCUCAAUGGCAUUAGCCCAGUUGAAAAUCGGAAUAUUCCUCCACUAAAAUAUGAAUAUUUUUACGGCCUUUUACAUGAUUUUCCUAACUUAACAUUUACAAUCAAUGGUGGUAUUUUUGGUAUUGAUGAGAUUGAACUUAUUCGCAAUCUUUUUGUUGCUCUUUUCCUAGCCAGCAUUGGAAUGUUGAUUCAUGUUCAUUUUCUCUGGAACCAUGUUGAUUCAUGUCAUUUUCUCUUCUCAGUCGUGCUUCUAAUCUUCAUCUAGUUGAGGGUAAACUAUAUUUGCUGCUUCGUGGGACCACAGCUCUUAGUCUGGUAACAACUCUUUUACUUUUCAAGCUACUUCCUACAGUAGUGCAUCUCGGUGUGCUAUUGAGGUGGUUCUCUCCUGACAGUUCAUUGGAGAUCGGAUAUAUUAAGGUAGACAUCCUCUGCUCAGAAAGUGGGAAGCAGCGAAUAACUUUGAUGGACCAAGAAUCGCAUGAUUCUUGAUAAGUGCUUUUUUUUGUUGGACCAAGAAUCUUUAUAAUUUACAUGUUCCUAGUUAUAUUUCUACCCAUAUGAAAUAUUUUGUUGCCUCAUUAGUCUUAAUUAAUUCUCUACUGAAUUGGAAGCAGAGAUAGACUGCCUCAAUCAGAUAUACAUUUGGCGGCGGCAUGUUCGAGAUGAAUGAAGUGAAGGGUGGCUGUCCAUACGGUACCCGAACUUAUGCUGGUGGUGAUGGAUCAAGACAACCAACUAAACUUGAGUUGGAGCAAGCAUUCCACCAAGGCAAGUAUAUUGCCACCAUCACUAAGAAGCUCAAGAAAGAAUGAAGCUAUUCAUAAAUUAGGGAUAUUGAAUCCUGAUGAGUCCACUAGUAGUUACUUGUCAUCUAAUGUAUUUAGUUUGUAUUAUUGCAUGGAAAUAAUUGCUUCUUAUCAUAAAGAAAGCGCUUUGUACUCACUUCAGUGUUUUUCUAUUUGUACCAUCAAUAAAAAUUUGUAUUAUUAAAUUUA
Molecule: messenger RNA, 1934 nt
Organism: Arachis ipaensis
Lineage: Eukaryota; Viridiplantae; Streptophyta; Magnoliopsida; Fabales; Fabaceae
Source: RefSeq, a predicted model, not a curated record